GUAAGAAACAAAGUAUUAGAAUAGAAAAUAUGAAUAUGCAUCUGUAAAAGGCUCAUCUUUCAACCCAUCCCUUUCUCUCUCUCUAGAUCUCUCUCAAAACUACCGUUUUCUUCUCAUAAUCUGCAGUGUCCAUUUUCAGAAAUCUCUAUAUAACCUGUAACUUUUCAAUCUAUUCAAGCCAGGGAAAUUAAUUCUUUUCAAUCUUUCAUCUCAAUUAAUUCUCCCUCUACCAUUAACUUGUUUCAUUUGUGGAUUCUUAGUUCGCCAUCCAUGGAGGACAGGUAUGGCCUGUACAGCCAAGGUAGCAGUGGAUGGACAACCAUGAGGAAUGAAGAGUUUCAAGAAGAAGAUGUUUGGUCUGUUCGCAGUGAAAGAAAAGCUUUUAAUUCCAAGAUUGGUACAUCCAAGGAGUCCUCUUCCAUUACUUCAAAGCGCCUCCCUGCUGCUACGAGAAUGAUCCCCAGAAAUAACAAUAAUUCCACUGGUGACCCAAAAUUAGCUCAACAGUCAGCUCCUGUACACAUACCAGACUGGUCAAAGAUUUAUGGGAAGAGCUCAAAGGCCUCCAAGAAUGCUUCAUGGCUUCAUGAUGAUGAUGGGGAUGGAGGCAUAAGAGUUAGUAGCUGGGAUAGUGAUGAAGAUGAUGAUGGUGGUGAUGAUGGAGAUAUGAUGCCUCCACAUGAAUGGAUUGCUAAGAAGCUUGCAAGGACACAGAUAUCUUCAUUCUCUGUGUGUGAAGGUGUUGGGAGGACUCUCAAAGGGAGAGAUCUCAGUAGGGUAAGGAAUGCUGUGUUAACCAGAACAGGAUUUCUUGAAUAAUAAUGCACAUCAUUAUCAUUAUCAUGAUGGUGAUGACACAUCACCAGUAUGAUUGGUAAUGUGAUGUGUUGGAAUAUGGGUCCCCAUGCAACCAUGGUGGUAUUGUUUAAUGCAGUAUUGGGUAUAUUUGGUUUGUGAUUGAUCCUUUUGUCAGCUUAAAUUGUACCUAAGCUAUGCCAAAUUGUAUGUUGAAAUCUGUGCUCUUAGAAUCAGAAAAGAAACAAAAAAGAAGAAAAAUUUCUGCGUAGGAAUGUAUGGAUCCAUUUGACUGUAAAUAAGCAAGGAUUAGGA
Messenger RNA from Ilex paraguariensis (yerba mate), 1110 nucleotides. The record is from the annotation of a GenBank genome assembly. Lineage: Eukaryota; Viridiplantae; Streptophyta; Magnoliopsida; Aquifoliales; Aquifoliaceae.